Messenger RNA from Mucor mucedo, 933 nucleotides. RefSeq lists its product as uncharacterized. NCBI's taxonomy places the organism in Eukaryota, Fungi, Mucoromycota, Mucoromycetes, Mucorales, Mucoraceae. The coding region runs from base 1 to 933 and encodes 310 amino acids. The transcript has 7 exons. The record is from RefSeq and is a predicted model, not a curated record.
AUGGGAAAUACAAAAGCGAAAAAAUCCAUCUAUACAGACACUCAUGAAUUGAUCAUUGUAGCCUCUUUCAAGCAAGCAGACGAAGACGAGGAAAGUCAUAAUGGGCAGGUACCACUUCAUUGUCCUGCUUCUUCAAGCAGUGAUAAUGAAAGUGGUCCUCCCGUCAUUGACGCUUCCAAUGAUGCCGAAUCUAGCAACGAAAAUCCUAAAAAAAAAAAAAGGAAGAUAAACAUGGCUUCUCUCACCAAAUCCAAAAGGGGGGCAACCUAUGAAAGAUGUACAAGCUGUAAUGUGGCGAUGGCUGGUACCGAAUCUGAAUUUCAGUUGGCUGCCCCAACGACAAAAAACUGUUGUGUUGGGUGUAACAAGCUUGCUGGCGUGUUGCGAACAAGGGCGGAAAGAGCAGCAUUUAAUAUGUGGUUAAAAACUGGCAAAAUUUCUGAGUCUGACCAACCACCAGAAUUGUCUCCGACUGAAAUAAUUGAACGAUUAGGGGCACGCAGAAACUCUAUGAGGACUAGAGUUACAAAAACUAAAAGUAACGGAAAAAAGCUUGCUUCCGUUGUACAACUUUCAACCUUGUGCCAAGAAAGUCAAUUCAAAUGCGUUAUUACCGGCAGUCAAAUUGCUAUCCACGACAAACACCAAACCAGAUACCCGUACUGGGCACUUUCAAUUGUUCAUAAAAAGCCAUUGUCCCAAUGGAAAAAUGAUCCGAAUGCCUGGUCCAUUGGCAACUUACAAGCAAUGGCCGGCUCCACUAAUACUAUAAAGGGUGAUCUGUCGGAUGACGAGGCUAAAAAAACUUACUUAAACAGAGUAAAUGCGGACGAAUGGGCGAAUAGUCGUCUGGGGGCUUUUUAUCCGUUCCAUUUACCUGCAGCAGACGAGUAUUCGUCUAUGGGCGAGUACUUACUCACAUUGGGUAAAUAA